Molecule: messenger RNA, 795 nt
Organism: Corapipo altera (White-ruffed manakin)
Lineage: Eukaryota; Metazoa; Chordata; Aves; Passeriformes; Pipridae
Product: UNC119-binding protein C5orf30 homolog
Biological process (GO): negative regulation of fibroblast migration; negative regulation of cytokine production involved in inflammatory response
Source: RefSeq, a predicted model, not a curated record
AUGUUGGAGAAUGUGAAGAACUGUAUCCUGUGGGUGGUGCUCCCCACUGGAGCAGGGGAAGAGCAUGAGGAGGAAGUAACAGCAGAGGCAAUGCGUUAUGAACUGACCGCAACCUCUAUUCCCCAUCACCCUAUGCCCUUUGGGAGGGAGGAGGAGAAUAGCACAUUGCUUAAAAUGGACAUAAAUGGAAAGUCCAGAACUACCCUAUCUACCCUCCCUGUACCUCUUGCAGAGGUCAGUUCUGCAGGCAAAACAGAAGCAGAGAAACCACGAUGUUCCAGCACCCCCUGCUCACCAAUGCGACAGACAAUUUCAGGCUAUCAGAUCCUUCGGAUGGAUUCUAACUACCUGGUUGGCUUCACGACUGGAGAGGAACUGCUAAAAUUAACUCAAAAGUAUACAGGAAAUGAAGAUAAUAAAGGGAAAUCUGAACCUAACUUGCACUCUAAACAGCUCGGUUUAGGACUUGCAUACUCCUCACGUUUAUACAAAACUAGAAGUAGAUGCUAUCAGCCAUAUGAGAUCCCAGCAGUAAAGGGGAGGAGGAGGAGAUGGAUGCUCAACUCGGGGGAUAAAUGCACUAAGGCUUUACCAUAUGAACCUUACAAGGCACUUCAUGGUCCCCUGCCUCUUUGCCUUUUAAAAGGCAAAAAGGCUCAUUCUAAAUCCCUGGACUACCUCAAUUUAGACAAAAUGAACAUUGAGGAACCUGCUGACACAGACAUGUUACAAUACCAGCUCCAACACCUUACCCUUAGAGGGGACGACCGUAUGUUUGCAGGAAACAAUACAUGA